This is a messenger RNA of Besnoitia besnoiti, 1512 nucleotides long. RefSeq lists its product as uncharacterized. NCBI's taxonomy places the organism in Eukaryota, Apicomplexa, Conoidasida, Eucoccidiorida, Sarcocystidae. The transcript is spliced from 10 exons. Bases 1 to 1512 code for a protein of 503 amino acids. The record is from RefSeq and is a predicted model, not a curated record.
AUGCCAUGCACUCCCAGUGGCGAGGAAGCGGCCGCGACGCCUCGCGGUGGAGUGGGGGUGGAUAGACAGACUUCGCUACGCGAAGAGGACAGCAGCGAAACUCGAAAAAGAAGCGCAAACGGAGCUCGAGUUGACGCAGAGUGGGAUGCUGGCAUUGCGGAGAUGCCUGAGUCUUUCCAGGUUCCACGAUGGAACGUGAUGCUGCAAGACGCGCUGGAGGCCUGCUUCAACAAAGGCGUCCCCCUCCCGACUCGCAGCGCCUCCACGUGCAAAGAGCUGCAGACGAUCACGGAUGAGAGCUUCGUCCACAAACAGUUCAUUCGCGACUCCGAUGGCAUUCUUUACAAACUCGAAUCCACUGCGCCCUUCCCGGCGUCUCCGACGUCGUGCAGCUCACCGAGUUUCUCUUCGCCAGCCUCCUCGCCGAGUGCGCGCCUGUCGCCGGGCCUCGCCCCGGCCGUCUCCGCUUCGCCGUCAAGUUCUGCGGCUUCGCGUGCCUCCGCCGCGCCCUCGUGCGUGUGCGGCGUCUGUCGCGAAGCCGCAGAUUCGCUGGCGAAGGAGGGAAGCGUCGGCGAAAAAAAAAGGCGGUGUCUCGAUGGCGGGUGGUGCGACGCCGGCGAGGAACCUCCCGUGUACGUACAGCCCUCGCAGCUGCUGCUCUACGUCGCCUAUCCGCACUUCCAAGGCGUCUGGUCUUCUGGUGCCUCUGAGGUUUUGCUUCACUUUCUGUCCGGCAAGGAGCUCGCGAACUGCAAGGUGAUGGCGCUUGACCGCGCAGCCUGUCGCUACGAUCUUCUCAUCGAAAUUUCCAAUCUCCCCCAGUCUCCCGAACUCCGUAGCGAAUUAGCCCUGCAGCUCUCGCGUCUGCGGCUGCGACUGCAGUGCGGGCCUCUGCAGCGAUUUUUCCGCUCGCACAUGCGCCAGCGCGCUGAGGGCGACAGCCGGCAGCCGCGCAAGCGGAAACCCGACACAGUCAAGAGAGUCGUUCUGCGGGACGGUGAAGCCGUUUACCUCUACUCCACAGUCGAGCCAAAGACUGCCGCCAAGGCGCCCCAGCGCCCGCACGCCGAGGGCGAGGGCGGCGCGGAAGAAAACGGCGAGGCCGCGGAGGCGCCGACGGGCGGCUCAGAAGCCACGAGGAAACUUCUACACGUGGUUUUCUGUUGGGCGACUGAGCGCCUGAGCGCCUGCGAUGCAGUCGUCGCCCGCUGGUGUGUGGAGGACGUCGCGCAGGUCAUUCGGCACGCCCUCGAGCUGCCUGACACCCCCUGCGGCGCCGACGCGCCUCUGUCAGCGGCCUUCUCUUCGCAGCUUCCUCCUCGCGUCCUUGAGUUUGAAGCUGCUGCAGGUACGAAGUCCGCGCCUUCUGAUCCGCCCUCGGCCGCGUCCCCACCACUUUGUUUGUCGCUGAGCGUCGAGUGCGACGCGGCGUUCGCGCCUUCGCUGCCUUCAAUGACGCGAUGUAUUCGCGCGUUGGCGCUCUCUGAAAUCCCUCUGCGUUCGUGGUUCUAG